AUUGCAAAGUCAAAGAUAACAUUGUGGUAUUCUAGAGAUUACAACUUUCACUGUGUUUAUUGUGAAAAAUUGUUACAUCCAUUGUCAGUGAUUUUGUGGGUCCUCGAAUUAGAAGAAAAUGGCGAAUGAAGAAGAAAACUCAAAACGCUUGGAAACAACGUCAUUUGCGUCUAAGUUGUGCAAAGAUAUCUCUUCUCUGUACUUAAAAAAAACAUUUUCGGAUGUUUGCUUUAUUGUUGAAGACCAAAAACUUUACGCCCACAGAAAUAUUCUGACCGUAAGAAGUCGAUAUUUCGAAAAUCUUUUAAGUGGUGGUUUGGAGGAACCUAAACAGGAAGACAUUACAAUAAAGAACGUCCCACUGAAAGCAUUUAAAAUGCUGCUGAGAUAUAUAUACACAGAUGAAAUACUCGUAACGACGUCCAAUACCGAGUUGGUCUCCCAAGUCUUCGCUUUGUCAUGCCUAUAUUCCAUGCAGGACCUCCAAGAUGUGAUAAUCUCAAAGCUGAAGCCAAUCGAUUUGAAUAAUGUUCAUCGCAUCUUGAACAUGGCGCACUUACACGAGAAAGCAGUACUGAAAAAAGCUUGCUAUUCAUUUCUCGAAGAAAAUCCUUCUGAAUUUCUCAGCGGAAAAUUUUGCGAUUUAACACAAGAGUCGCUGGUUGGAUUAAUGCAGAACGACAAUUUUUGCGCUCCCGAGAUUGAUAUUUUUAGAGCCAUUGCGAAAUGGGUUAUGAAAAAUAAAAACGGUGAUAAUUCGAUGUUCAAGUAUGUUAGGUUGGCGAGGUUAAGCAUCGACGAAAUUCUUGGGGAAGUUUGGCCCAAGGAUGUUUUUACUGAGAAAGAGUUGCUUGACGCCAUGGCGGAAAUCAGAGGCAUUUUUCCUAGAAAAACCACCCAGAGAGGAGUUAUAGUUCCGGAUGAAAAUGUGGCUAGUUGUGAUCGAGGAGGGGAAGUGUUAUGUCAGCCAGCAGAAGAAAGUGGUGAAAUAUGGCACAAAAUCAAAGCUGAUGAUAAUAUUGUUAUUAAGUUGCCGAAGCCGACUGUGAUUAACCACAUCCAUAUGAAAUUACAAACACCUGAUGACAGACACUAUAGUUAUUACGUGGAAACAUCACUAGAUGAAGCAAAGUGGGAGAAAAUUGUUGAUUAUAGGCAAUAUCCAUGUCGUUCAGUACAAGAUUUAUUUUUUGAAGAUGUAGCAACCCGUUAUAUAAGAGUGGUGGGAACUCACGGUAAAGAAACUGAUAACUUCCGAUUAUCGUCUUUGGAAGCAUAUUAUAAAGCAGUCAUUCCAUCAACGAUAAACAACUUAAUUCGACCAAUUUCGAACAUAGCUACUGAAGAACACGGCGCCGUUGUGGUUCAAGGAAGUAAGAGAGCGUACUUAUUGAAUGGAAAUACAACGAAAUACACUCCUCACACUGGAUAUACAUAUCACGAGAUGCGUUCCUUAGAUUGUAUUGUAAUUCAGUUAGCGCAGCCCUUCGUUGUUUCAAGCAUGAAAUUACUUUUAUGGGAUUUAGACGAUAGAAGUUACAAAUAUUUCAUCGAAACGUCUGUAAAUAAUGUCACUUGGGAAAUUGUAUCAGAUCGCAGGAACGAAAAUUGCAAAUCUUGGCAAGAUAUUCGCUUUGAUGAACGUCCUGUUGUUUUCAUUCGAAUUACUGGGACGGCUAACACUGAUUUUAAUAAUACGGUAUUUAUAACUCUAAAAAUAUGUUCUCUGGUAUAUCAAUCGUUACUAACAAUAUUACGUAGGCUUUCCACUGCGUUCACUUUGAAUGUCCUAGUAGGGAUUGCAACGAGGGAUAAAUGCUUAAGUAGGGAUCAGCGUAAAAUUACAACAAACUUAAAAUAUAUUUUUAAUUAAAGUAUUGCGAAGAAAA
Molecule: messenger RNA, 1889 nt
Organism: Zophobas morio
Lineage: Eukaryota; Metazoa; Arthropoda; Insecta; Coleoptera; Tenebrionidae
Product: BTB/POZ domain-containing protein 9-like
Exons: 12
Coding region: 119-1873 (584 amino acids)
Biological process (GO): modulation of chemical synaptic transmission; circadian behavior; adult locomotory behavior
Cellular component (GO): cytoplasm
Molecular function (GO): protein binding
Source: RefSeq, a predicted model, not a curated record